Messenger RNA from Xylaria bambusicola, 1813 nucleotides. RefSeq lists its product as uncharacterized. Gene Ontology annotation, cellular component: nucleus; pre-snoRNP complex. The coding region runs from base 349 to 1509 and encodes 386 amino acids. Gene Ontology annotation, biological process: box C/D snoRNP assembly; maturation of LSU-rRNA from tricistronic rRNA transcript (SSU-rRNA, 5.8S rRNA, LSU-rRNA); snoRNA localization. Lineage: Eukaryota; Fungi; Ascomycota; Sordariomycetes; Xylariales; Xylariaceae. The transcript has 2 exons. The record is from RefSeq and is a predicted model, not a curated record.
AGAAUAGGUACGAAAUGUAGGUAAAUUCCGGCAGAAUCACCUCGGCUAGUGAUAAAUGACAUAGCCCUCCCGAGCUAGCCGUUAAACUAGAUUCUGCUAGUGGCUCCCGAUAAGCUCCACCUACAGGGUCUCUAUCUAUCGAUAAACCAAUUUAUCGUACCUACCUAGGUAAUCAGUAAGUAGAUAAGUAUGGUACAGAGCUGUCAGAGAGCCGAGUUUGUAUGGAAGAACCAUCCUCACAAUAUCAUCGAGACCUCAACGGCAUUUAUCUAGAGAAGCGGUGCCAGUUGAGGCCGCCCUCCGAAAUCCCCGAUCCUCCCUCGCGACAUAUCGCACUCGAACCCCAAUAUGGCAGAUCCACUGCUAACCUCGCUCUGUACCAUUUGUCGCAUCCAGCCACCGAAGUACAAAUGUCCACGAUGUACAGCGAGGACUUGCUCGUUAUCUUGUGUCAAGAAACACAAGACGUGGUCCUCGUGUAAUGGUGAACGGGAUCCUACCACCUUCGUUCCUAUCAAUAAGCUCAAGACCGACGCUGGAAUUGACCAUGAUUACAACUUCCUUACUAGCAUUGAAAGAUCUGUGGAACGCGCUGAGCGUAUACUACGAGGGGAUAGAAACAUAUUACCCCAAGAGACUUCUCAACCACCCCCACACAAAAAGGCACGCUUCAACAAGGGUCAAAGCCGUGGCAGAACUACCGUCGAUGAGGGAUCCCGGAAUUGGGACAGAAAUGUGAUACACAGGAUGCGUGACCUUCGAAUACAUGUGUCCUCAGUACCCUAUGGCAUGACACGCUCCAAGGAAAACCAAACUAGCUGGAAUAGAAGGACUAAAACGAUCAAUUGGCAAGUGGAAUGGCUAUUCUUCGACAAUACUCAAUCAUCACCCAAACGCAUUUUACAUAAGACCCUGGAUGAGACGGCGCUUCACAUUGCCUUCGCUGACGCAUUGGAACAUGACCGGCAACGACGCCUGACCGAUAAUGAGAGAGCUGAAGAGAAAAAGCUCCGAAAACAGCUAUUGUUUGGACAAAGACCACAAGAUACAAUGGGCACGUGGCAAGCCUCAUCAUACCCAGUGCAGAAUCAAACCGACAGCUCUUGGCGCAACUCAACAGAUAUAGACAUUACCCAUGCAUCAAAGAGCAAGUAUCGCUUCUUGCUACUUCGGCCAAGGAAUCAACCCAAGGCACCUCGAAGACUAGUACCCCUCAAUUCAUCAGGAUGUCUUGCCAGUCUUCUUCCUGGCCAGGAAAUUGUUGAAUUUCCGACAAUCUAUGUAUCGCCGGCGAGUACUAGCACUUUAGGUGAAGGAUAUAUAAUAGAGGAAAGACGUCAGAAGGACCUCCAAAAGAAACGGAAGGCUUCGACACUCAUUGAUUACGAGUCGGAUAUGGAAUCGUCUGGAGGGGAGGACGGCCAGAUCAACGAGCACAAUGUUGGUGAAGUAGAUAGUUCGGAUGAUUCUACUAGUAGCUCUGGAUCCGACACGGACAUGUCUGACUAAUCUUAAUAAUUAUACAUAUAAAGUGCUGAGCUAUGGCUGAUCAGUUUAAUUGUCGAAUACCUUAAUUGACCUCAUAGUUUCGACUGAGGCAGGCUGUAGUGAAAUAGUGCUAGUUAGCAAUUGCAACAUCAUCUUCAUUACCAUAACUCAAAGCACAUUUUAGGCACACAUUCAAACUGGUACCUGUGUCCGUAGCGAGUUAGCUUGAUACGCAUACUUGACUAUCUCCAUACAUAGUACGUGGGCUUACAGGUAAAGACAUACCUACGAUAGUUAUAAAGUACCUACCUACCUAUUACUACCC